Molecule: messenger RNA, 14925 nt
Organism: Porites lobata
Lineage: Eukaryota; Metazoa; Cnidaria; Anthozoa; Scleractinia; Poritidae
Source: the annotation of a GenBank genome assembly
AUGCAAAUUUAUUCACGUGACAAGGGAACCAAAAUGGCGAUCAACUUGACCAAGAAUCGCGAUUCUCUCUUGAACACAUGGAAAAACGUCUUUGAUGACACUCCAGACGUCAACUGGUGAGAUAUAUGGCUUAGUCAUACUUUUCUUUCUUUCACUUUAAGAUAAUAUUCCCUCCUUUAUUUUUAGGGCUGUAUUUGGUUACGAUGGGAAGACGAAUGAUCUCAAAGUUGUGGAGACUGGAGGUGAGGAAGUGACUGAUUUCACGGAAAUCUCUCCCUUCUUUUCCUUUUUGAGACAAUUUUUUCAUUUAGUUUCUUUAGAGGCAGGCUAACUUAUGGAGUUAGAGCGAGCGAUAUGAGUAAGAUUAAGUUUCCCUUUCGCAUACUUGCGAACGUAGCGCUAUUAAAAAAAAAAUGGGUGUAUUUUGACAGCGAAGUGCAUGAGUAACAGCUGGUGUACGCCUAAAUAGUAAACGUCGAUUUAUCCAACUCAGAUUCAACUAGUAGUGUAAUGAAUACUAUAGAUUUUUAAUGUUGCCAACACAGUAAUUAUUUUGGAGUGUUAUUGUUACAAAGUUAAAAUCGCUUGAUUUUACUUUCUGUAUAGUAAUAUUCAGCAAUCAGUCUGCUUCAGUUCUAGUUCGGAAGUGCGGAUGUAAUCUGUCAUAUGAAUCUUGCCCUGGUUUCUCUUAAAUGUUAUUGUAUGUGCCACAGUGCUACAUGUUAUGUAUAAAAGAUGUUUUUUUUACCAGGUCUUGUCAAGUGAGUAAAGGUGUUGCUGGAACUGGGUGGGAAAGAGGGGUUAAUUGGUGAGGGAGCACUAAUACGAUAACAACAACAACAACAACAACAAAAUAAGCUUUCUUUGCAUGACUAUGUUUGGUUACAGUAUUGGAAAAGCUUUAAGAUAGAGUUACAAUUUAUAAUAAUGCCAUUAGAUGAAUUAUUACAAUGGUCAAUCAAGUGUCAUGAGUUAUCAUCAUUGAUUUGAUAACCUCACUUUGCCUAUCUAGAACCCUGAGUCGGUUUGUUCUGUGUUUAUAACUGAAAAAGCUCAUUGACUCUCCAAAUUAAAAAAAAAGCAAAGUAGAUGUGCUUUUGUGACCCCCAUAAUAAUUAUUAUGGGGGCCACAAAGAAAGGUCUCUUCCUUCUGGCACGGUCAGAUACAUGUAAUGAACUGAUUUUGUCUUUUAAAAACAGGAUCUGGGUUUGUAGGCCUUGGCAUCUGACCACUCCACCCAAACUUUCUUUCAGUCCCCCCCCCCACCCUCCCUUGGGUGCUCCACCCCCUUAUAGUAUUCUCUACCCUACUUGUAGUAUUAGUAUAUAGAAAUAAGAUGUUUCCAGCAUGUGUAAUUCAGAGACAUUUUCUCAGUGCCUUGGUACCACUUCACCAUUCUGGGUUUUCACUUGACAUAAGCUAUAUAAUAAUGUAUACUUGUAUUUUAGAUGGUGACCUUGAUGAAUUAGUGGAUGAACUCAAUGAAGGAAAGAUGUUAUAUGCUGCUAUUAAAGUGAUGGAUCCAAACACAAACCUCCCUAAAAUUGUCUUCAUUAAUUGGGUAAGUUUGAUUUAUUUCUUCCCAGUCUAGUUGAUGUUAAAGAUCCUUGUUGAUUUAAUUCCUAAACUCAGUAGUUUCUCAGUGUUGCAGAUGGUUACAAUCACCAAAUGACGUAAUACAAAAGAUUGAAUAGACACUGAAAAAUACCCGCACCACAAAAUGAUAUACAGUAAAACCCUCCAUAUAAGAACCUGGAUUUUUUAUUUUAGCCUUAACAGGUUUUUAUAUAAAUGGUACUUAAAGCAAAUUUAGACUACCAAGGUUUUUAAAAUAGGUUCUUAUAUUUUCAUAUGAUUUCAUUUAAAUAUAAUUAUUAUAAAAAUCAUCUCAUAAUACAAUAUAAAUCAUUUAUAUGAUACAGUAAUACCUAAAGGCAGUACAGUGCAGGUAUGUCCUUAACAAAAUGUUAUGUCAAGUUACUUUUAAAUAUAAUCAGAUGAUAAUCUUAAUUCAGCAGUUUCUACUUAUACACUUUUACAGCAACUCCACUGAUAAGAACCUAACUUAAAAUUUUAGUCUUAAUAGGUUCUUAUGUGGAGGGGGCUUAAAAGGAAAAUUUUAGCCUAACAGAUUCUUAAAACUCAGGUUCUUAUACGCGGGGUUUUACUGUAUAGCUAACCAACAAUAGUUAAUUCCGCAACACUGCAAGAAACACUCCUAAGUUCUACAAUGGAGGACAAAAGAACUGGGGACUGUGUGAAAAAGCCCUUCCUAGUAAUUGUUACAUAAGACCUUGCUCCUAACAACAAUUUUUGGUUUGACUUUGGGUUCAUCCUGUCAUCCCCCCACUCCCCCAGCAAUGUUGUGGCCAAAAAAAGCACUCAUUUCCACCCAUUUUGAGCAAAAUUCAACUUUGAUUGGGGUGGGGAGGGGAGGAAUUGCUAGUUUUAGUAAUAUCACUGGAAAGGUCCCAACACUUUUGACCUCUAUUGUAGUUUAUAUAUAAACAUGAUUUCCUGACAGUUUCCUUUUAGCAGUGUUUUGUUUCUUGCAGCAAGGUGAGGGAGUACCCUCUUCAAGAAAAGGUGUAUGUGCAAGACAUGUGCGGGAUGUUGAAAAUUUCUUUAAGGUCAGUGGUUCUGCCCACUCCACUGUUAACCUCAUGGGGUUCUUAGAUUUGAUGACUUGCUCUUUUACACUAGUACCGGCCACCAGUCAACUCCAUCCGCUUUCCAGCCCUUAAUUUUAGAGCACCAACCACCUCUUUUGACAACUUUGUGUGAGUUUUUGGUUUAACUUGCAUACGUUCCUUAAUACAUAUGUAAGUGUGGGGUCAAGACGACUAGUUAAGUGUAAUGAAGAUCAGAGACAAAGUUGAGGCUGUUAAGAAUUGAAAAAGAAGGAGAAGAACAGAAUGCCAGUAUCCAGCCAUCUUGACUGAACACGCUUUGUUAUCAAAGGAUUUAAUUCACUUUUAGCCAAAAGAAUUUUUUUUACAGUAAGUUGCAAAGUGCUUAAUUUUGAACAAGCAAGAUACAUAACUUACAUGUGGGCCCAUUUCAUCUCCUUGGGUAGCCAAUCAGGGUAAGCUGCCAGCCAUAUAAUAAAAUGAAGAACAUUUUCAGAUCAGUGGUAAACAAAGCUGAAAAAAUGGUUAUGCUACAAGAAUACAUUGAAAAAAGUUGAAGUCUGUUAAAGUCAGUUUGUCUUAAAAAUCUAAAGAUGCCCUUUUUGUAAACUUAAUCCUGGGAUACACUCAUUCAACUGGACUCACUCAAAUAUAGACUCAAGUGAGUUUUAAAUUGGCUCCUCAUGUUCACUAUUACAUCGGGUGAUUAAGAGCUACUGUGGUCUCUUAUAAAAGUGCAAGUCAUGUAUGCUUCUAACUUAUCCUACUACCAAUAUUGUAGAAUUUGAUUGAUCAUUGCUAGGUGCCAAUCAAAUAUCAAUCACUGUCACAUGGUCUCUGACACCCUACAAAACAUGGGUUGCCUAUGUUUAUGAUUAAUGAUGUUCUUUUUGAGAGCUAGAUAUUUUGAUCUGCUUUUAGGGAGCCCACGUUACCAUAAAUGCAAGGUCAAGUGAUGAUGUUGAGGAAAGCGUUGUCCUUGAAAAAGUAAAAAGUGCCUCAGGUAUAAUUAUGUGAAUAUAAGCAGGACUGAAAUAUCUGACUUUAAGGUGCUUUUAAGUGUAACUUGAUGACACAGUGUGGUUUUCUGUUUAGGUGCAAACUACAGUUUUCAUAAAGAGAAAGCAAAACCAGCAGAACCCAUUACUCCUGUAGUAAGUAAAGUAUAAAACCGUGAAAGUUGAUUAUAUAGACUGGGUAAUGUGAGUCAGCUUCUGAUUAUUUUCUAAUUGGGAAUGUUACACAACUGACCACAAAGCCACAAGAAUUCCUACAAUAAAAUCACAUAAUUUGGACAAAAUAACAAUAAAAAUGAAUUGCUAAAUAAAUUCAUUAAUAAAACUGUAAGGCAGUUUUGCUUUAGAAAUGUAAUACAAAUCUUUUGACAUUAGUAAGGGUGGAGGAAAGAUUGUCUGACAGGUUCUUUUCUUGGGGAGGUCGAAGCCAACAAUAGUGGGACUGGACAAAACAAAGUGUGGCAUGAAUUUAAUAAUGUAUAAAUAAUAAAUCACAUAUUAAAUGUUAAUGUCCUUUUCAGCUAGUUUCAACUUGCUUAGCCUGCGAAUACAGUCUUCUCUCCUCACUUGUCUCUGUAUGACAUGUUUCGCGGCAGAGAUUUGUCAAUUCAACCCAAAAGUUUGACACUGUUGAUGUUGACUUGUCCGAAAUGCAGGGGCCAAAUCGCAGAUCCCUCUCUUGCGAAAAGACUCACAGAGCAAGGAGAGGCAGCUGUAUUCACAGGCUACAUUCUACUGUAUUAUUGUGUCGAAAAUAUUUACAUUGUAGUAUAAAUUUUUGAAAAGAGAAUAUUUUUAUUGACAGGGUUCUGUGUACCAGAAAGUUAAAGUACAGCAAGAAAUUAAUGUUCAAAAAAGGGAUGCAUUUUGGUCUAAAUCUGAGGUCAGUAUGAAAAUUACCACAUCAGACGUACACAUAAUUCUUCUGCAAUAUCAUUCCUGGAAGAGUAGUAAUUUAUAGUUUUUUUAUCAUAAGCUUUUUAUUGUGCACAAUGAUACUAAUGACUAGUUAGAAUAAUCCUUUAAACAUGAGACAUCAUAUUGUUGUCACAGAGAUGCAGGCUAAUGAUUUAAUAUGGUUUGUUCAUUGAUAUUUGAAAAGUCAUGGAGUGGGGUGAUGUAAAAGAAGGUCUCAGACUGGGUUGGCUUCUCUAUAUACUGUUUCAUAUGCUUAUACAGCUAUUUGGAGACAGAUUGUCGGAAUAAGUGCCCGCAACAAUCCUGAAAGGCAUUGUGGGUGGUUUUGAGUUCACUGUUCUUCAAAGAAAUUUAAAAGAAUUGGCAUGAAAGACCAUGAAAAUGUGUUUGCGAGUGCUAAAGGAAAGCAACAAGAGUAGGUUCGACAGCUACAGUCAUCAGGAAUAUUGUAUCGAUCAUAUCCCUUAUUACCUUUCGGGAUUGUUGCGUGCACAUUUUUUUCGACAACCUUUCUCGAAAUAGCUGUAUACAAAUUGGUUUGUAAGCAUCAGGGCCAAUUAUUUCCUGCGCGAAGAACUGAACGCUCAAAAUAGCACUAAAAAAUUUAAUAAUGUGAUAACAUAUCAACAACAACAACAACAACAACAGUUUAUUCAAUUUUUAAAUAAUUUACCACAAUUAGCAGAGCUAUUCUAUAAAGUCAGUAAAAAAAUGUAAGUAAAGAGAAAGCAAAAAUGAAAUGAAAUGAAAUAAAUAAAUAAUAGAUCUAUUUUUUUUUUCUUUUCAAACAGCAAGAUGAAAAGAAAAGGAAGGAAGAAGAACGUAAACAGGCCAUUGCUACUAAGAAUGAAGCUGAAAGAAAAAGAAAAGAUAGAGAGGUUGGUUUUGUCCUUGUUUGAACAUUUGUUGUGUCUUAACUAAGUAGAGCCAUGAUAUCGUUAGGACAUGUAAUCUGAGUUAAUUAUAUUUAAAAAAAACAAAAUUUUGUUUUGUUUAAUUUGCUUUGUUUCUCGGAGGAAGGGAAAACAGCAGUUUACUGUACAAUUUAAAUUGAGUUAUACCGGUUGCACAUAGAGCAGCCAGAACUCAAUUUAUAAACUAACAUAUUAUUAUGAGGGCUGAGUGCUCAAUACUUGACAGGGAACUCUCUGACUUUCAAUGGCUUUAUAGGCUAAGGAGGCUGAGCACAGAGAAAAACAAUUUAGAGAAAGGUCAAGGAGUAUUGAAGAACAAAAGUAAGAAUCUUUAUGUUGAUUUGUAUAUGCUAUUAUUAUUAAUUUUUAGAAAUAAUUGUAGUCACAAACAAUUGUCCUUCUUAUUGACUUUUCAAUCUAAGAAGCUGUCUUCUCCUUAUGGUCAAAUAAAAACUUAAUUAAUACAUUGGAGUCAAACAAUAGUGCAAAAUUAUUUAGGCAGAAGAUCAGAAUCCUGAAAAGUCUAUUUUGCCAAAAUAUUCCUGAUAUUAUUGAUGUACAUGUAAUACAAUAUACAGUGUUCUCCUUCUGGUAACCAGUAAAAUUUCCCGCCUGAAGCAACGCUUCUUAGCACCUGCAACAGCCUGAAGGUUUACUAAAAAUAAAGAGGUACUUUUAAAAAAUGCACAAGUUGUGAUCUGAUCCGAUUCUCACAUGCCACAAGGAAAUGGAUGGAUGAAUGGAUGGCCGAUUUGUGUAAAAUAGGUCUUUAAAGGAGGGAAUUAUGUUUCAGAAAUUUUUUUAGCAAGGCUGGCGCCAUGUCCUGCACUCUACUACCCCCAUGCCCCUAGGCCAUUCAUAGCCUUACUGGCUAUGAAUGGUCCCUUACCAGCUGAGCUAAAAUUAAGGGAGAACACUGAAUAUACAACAAAUCGUUUCUUUUUUAUAGGAGAAAGGAAAGGGAGGCAGAUGAGAAGAAAAAGGAACAAGAACAAGCAAGAUGGGUGAGGCACAAACCGUUUUAUUCUUUUUUUAUUAGUUUUUGCAUUAGCAUAAAGAAUUAUAAAAGAAAUGCCAGCAAGAAAUUUAUAACAUUAUUUUGUUUAAAUUAGUUUUAAGGGAAAAAAUCAAUAAAACAUGUACAAUUUGCAGUCUUGCUAAAAUUUCACAUGGUAACAAAGAUGGAUGUCUCACCAAAUUUAGGUAAGCAGACACAGACUUCUCCGCAAAUUAUUAAUUGAUAAGGGAAAGUUCAUUUAAUAUGACAAGGAGAGGGGAUGAAGAUAUUGAGGGGGUAUUUUAGACACACCGAGGGGGGUAUGAUGAAAUUUGUUUUCAAGACCAACACAUGACAUCAUCAAAAGAUCGGAUGGUUUUCAACUCAACAAUUUAAUGACCUGUGCAACUCAGCUAUAUUACAUGGUUUAGAUAUAACAAAUGUAGUCUCAGUAAUUAUUACACUCUUGUUUUUAGGAAAAUUGUAUCACAACUGUAUCUCAAGUUUGUCAUAGUAUAAACCAUUGAAGGCAAUAACGGUAAAUAUAUUUAAUACAGUCUAGCGACAAAGGAAUUAGGGGGGGGGCUGAAAUUUUUUUUUUGACUACCAAGGAGGGGGCUCCCAAAAAAUUGAACUGCUAGCGAGGGGGGCUGCUAAAAUUUCAAGCUUCGAGUUUCAAUAUCUUUAUUCCCCCCCCUUGUCAUAUUAAAUGAACUUUCCCUAAGCCUGUACUGGGUAUGAUGAGGAGGUUUUUUACACAAAAAGAUGUUUUCUUCACAGUAAAUCAGUGAGUUUUAGGCUUAUCAAUUGGCUACUACUGUAUGAUUGUAACAACGUUCUGGUCACUUUUUUCGUUUGUCCGUAUGUGUUUUAUUGGCAAGUUAUUAAAAUGCAUGUUUCUAGUACAAUUAAGGGUUAAAACAUCACAUGCUUUUUGGUGAUCUUGCAGUGUUAUGUCUAUUUCUAUCUGACAUAUUUCCCAGUUGUUUCUUAAUAAAUAAAGUGAAAAAGAAACUGUUUUAUAUUUUUGUUGUUGUUAAUAGGAACAACAAAGAGAAGCAGAUGAGAGAGAAAUGCAAGAGGAGAAGGGAAGAGCCAAUUCGUUGCGACAAGCUAGGUUAAAGGUACAAGUUCUGUUUUGUGUGCCCAUUGUGUAAAGUAACGUAUAACGUAAAGCAAGUGAUUCAAACUGUAACAAUAACACUAUUUCUUUUUGGAUUUCCAUCAGUUAUGAAUACUUCUGACUUAUUAGAAAAACCCAAGUUAGAGAUCCAUACCUUAAGUUAUGGAUUAAGUUUUUCCACUCAGAUUUAUGGCCUAAAAAUAAGCAUGCAAGUCAUAAGUCUUGGCACAAAAACUUGGUUAAUCUGUAGUUUACAGUACCGAUUUUCUUCUGAGAUGGAGAGUGGAUUAAAGAUUUUAACCUCUUAAGGUGGCUGUCUAGAGUAAAAUGACUGUACACAGCCUUGACACUAGUAUGGCCCAAGCUUAUUUAUGAGGGGAUAUAAUGUUAUAUGAGUUACAAGUCACUUUUUUGAAACUACCAAUCUCCAUAAGUGUGAAUCGUAUCAUAAAAGAACAGAAACUUUCUGAAGGCAUCAAUCAUUUUGCUUUAAAAGUAGACAAACUUAAGAUAGUCAAAGUAAAAUGGUAAAGGAAAACUUUACAAUGCAACAAGGCAGUAAGUACACUACCCUUGAAGGAAGCAAGUAUGGAAAGUUUCCUACUUGCAAAAUCCUGAUGAGGGACACUUUCCAAAGACAAACCAUCAUCAUAUUGUGUGUUCUUGCUUCAAAAGUCCUUCAAUGCACAUGAUGCACUAGAAGAUGUUGUUGCUCUGCGAAAAUAUAUUUUGAGUUAUGGAUUGACCUUUGACAAGAACAACACAGUCAAGAACUACUGUCUUGUACAUGCAGCCGAGGACUUGGUGUAUAAUAUUUAGAUCACCGCCAUCUUCCAAAAGUUAAAAAAUAUUGAUAUAAACUUCACCAUCUGCAUAAAUAAAAAUCACCUUUUUGCUGAUAUUUCACCAGAUUUUAGAUUAAAUGGCCAGAUUUGGUUGUUUUAUGCUGAAAAAGUGGAUUUUGUCAGAAAACCUUGGUAAUUUGCUUAACCCCUUUCACCCCUGGAAAUUUUGCGGAAAAACGCAUUUUAAAACUACAUGUAGUGGUCACUGCCUUGCUGUAAAGAGCUAAACCAUACCACAAAGCUGUUUACAGGUCGUAUACCUCACAGCCUUCUGAUCCAGAUGCAAAAUGAUAUUAAAAGAUAAAAGCUAUUUUUUAAGUCAGCGAGUCUGCAUUUUUCCCACGUGUGAAAAAUUUGCAUACCAAAAAACAAGCAACGGAAGUAAUUUUGGUUAGCUGAUUCGGCAAAUGUCAAUCAAUCAAAAAAGUGGGCGGAAGACAUUUUGUAGAAGGUUUGUAUCAGGCUCUCUUUUUGUUUCACCUUGCCCGCCGGAAUGGUUUUUACAAAGCGUAACGAAAAUUGAGCGUGAUCUCAGGUUAGUGUCUUCCUUGAUAUUUAAGGUAUCAUAAUAAAUUUAGGGUAGAUAUGUAGGGGACAAAAUUUUUAAAUUUUAUGUUCACAAUUGUAAUGAGCCUGACUUAAUGUUAUUCAGGAAGCUGAAAGUCUCAUUAAGCAAGGACAGGCUGAGAAACCCAAAUUUGAAGAAAAGAAGGGUCCCGCUCCACCUCCAUUGAAGUCCAAACCACCACCCAGGAGACCACCCCCUCAGGUGAAACCACGUGAACCCGAACCAGAACCUGAGCCAGAACCUGAGCCGGAACCUGAACCAGAACCUGAGGCAGAACCCGAGCCAGAACCUGAGGUUGAGGUAUUAUGUUCUUAUAUGCAGUGGAAUACCAUUAAUGCAACAAUGAAAAAUGUAGUGGUAGUAAUGGGUUACCUUUAUAUUAUGAUACUAUAGCUGUAGGUCUAUCAGUGUUCUUACCAGUCCAUGGCAUUAUGGCAUUGGUGCACCUUUUCGGGGAAAUGCCGCACUAUAAUUAGCCCAAAGGGUACCAAGGGCACAAAGAAGGAAAAAGAAAGAAAAAUCUAUUACGAAACGUACGUAAACAUGUGUACAUUUCUUAUAAGCCAAAAUUUAAUUGGUUAUUAUAUAUAGCAUCUUUAGAAAUCACCCAAUCAAGUAUGAAAAAAGUAUGAGGUAUUUACUCCAACUCAGAGUGGUAUAUGUAAAAACUGGAUAUUUGUUAUUUAAUAAAGUACGAGGUAUUUACUCCAACUGAGACUUGUUAAUUUAUAACUGUAUCUAAAACUUGUUAACCCCUUUUAACUUCUCUAUGGGCAUGGGUCUUUUGGACCCCAGUGUAGCAAUUCCUGGUAAGAACACUGGUCUAUCUAAACAGUGCUAUUGUGGUAGGUACCUGAUGACAAGUACAGUUGGAUCUCCAUUAAUUGGACAGUAAUAAUCAGAGACCAGAAAUAAUAAUCUAAAGCGGCCACCUCCACCAAGCGACCACAGCCACCUUUUGGCCAUCCUGAUAUCGUUGUCACCUCUAUUAAGCUAACAUCAAGUGCUUUAUGCAUUUUAUUAUUGUGUAUUUUAAAAAUAUGAUGAAGGAAAAUACAGUCCGAGAUUGAAGGUGACCACUGAUUGUGAACCAGUUAUGCUGCUCCUGUUGCAUGUUUGUUUCAAAAUGAAGUGAUGUUUUUGCUAAAGAUUAUGCUUUUUAUGGUGAACUUUUAUUGAGUGGCCAAUCUCCAUUAAGCAGUGACACACCAGUGCCUUAAGGGUGGCCUCUUAAUCCCAGUUCAACUGUAUUAUUCACUUCUGGCUACCUUUAGCAAUGGCCGUGGCAAAAGCUCUUUGAUGAUAUUAUAAUUACUGAUAUCAUCAGCAAAUUGUAUUUUAUGCAUUCUCAGCCUGAACCAGAACCAGAGCCAGAGCCAGAGCCAGAGCUAGAAGAACCACAAGAUCUGUAUGAAAAUGUGGUGACACUAUCAGAGACGCAACCAGGCUUUGAGACCUAUGACACAGCUGAAGUGGAAAUACAAGAAGAACCAGCUCAGAAGGAACCUGAAGCUACAGGCUAUAAUGAAGAGGAGCAGCUGUAUGAUAAUGCUGAACCUGUUCAGGUAAUGUAUGACCCCCUGAUAUAGAGUCUAUAGGGCUGGUGGAGAAGAAGGAAACUCAGGCCUGUUUCAAACAUUGCACAUGCUAUUGCUGUGUCAAACCCAACUGAUCAAAUUAAAUUCAAAUUAAGCAGGAGGUUUGAAACCAAGCUGCGCUACUGCUGUCUAGCAUGGCAAAGCUUGCUGUGCUACAUUGUAGUUGCACGACUUGAUUUCAAACCUUGUACAACUGACUUGCCAAACUCAAUUCACAAAUUAAAGAUAUACAUGUACAUCACGAUACGUUUUAAAAGCUAUACUAACUGCCUUUUAUUUACAUGUUUUGUUUUCAGCGAAAGCUAUUUUAUUCAAGUAAAUUAAAUUCAAGUCUGAAACCAAGUGAUGUUAUAGUUGUGUUACAUUUGAGCGAGCUUAACACAGCAGUAGCACAAAAUUUGCAACAGGCUUUACGACCCAGGUCCUUGCAGCUCUGCUCCAUCCCUCAGAAUUCCCUGGAAUAAUAAAAUUUUCCACCCAGGCCAUACAUGUAGAAAAAUUCUUGUAAAUUCUCUUUCACUUACCCAGGGUUCUCAUUAAGUUUUAAAGUAGACGGCUAGGAUUGUAAAGGUAGGCAGCUUGGCAACCGAGUACGGUAGGCAAUUUCAGGCUUUCCCUCCUUCACUUUACCCAUUUUUCCCCUAAUGCAGAUGGCUCAGACCUCAAAGUAGUGGGUUCUUUAGUCUGUUGCAAGCAUUUAAUGAGAACCCUGCUAAUCUGAUCAUGGAAAGCCUCAGUCUGUAUAUGAAUUAUGUCCACUGUAGCCUUGGAUAACUCCUGGUCAGAUUAUUUUCAUUUCCCAUCUCUCAGUGAUAUAAAGCCUUUAGGAUGCACACCAGAAAUUUUUCAGGGAACACAGUCAUGUAAAUUCAUGGGUCCUGAUAAUUCUCUGUGCUCAGAGCUAAAGAGUGUUUUAUAAGUAAUUUUUAUAAUUUUUUUAUUAAAUCAUCCCUACUCGUGGAGCUCACCACUUGAGCCCUAGUUAAUACCAAGAUACAUAUCUUAUUUUCUCAACACUUCCCUUGUUUAAUUUCGUCUUAAAUCCUGAAAUACAAUUUUUAAAAUGUACAUUGAAAUAUUAAGAUUCCCAUAAAACAAAAUUACUAACCAAAAAUUUUAGAAAAAUAAAAACAAAACUGUUUUCAAUUCUCUCUUUUAUGCAGCCUCAACCCUCAGGUGGGGAUCAAGGACAAACUGCUAAAGCAGUAUAUGAUUACCAAGCAGGUAAAUAUGGCGACAAACUUGAAAAUACAACACCAAGUGCUCUAGAAGUUCUAGAAAAUCGAAAAAUUAGGAAAUGUUAAUUUGUGAAGUCCUUUGAUUUCCCCCCAAAUUCCCUGGAUUGUAUAUAAAUCUCCUUGAAUAAGUUAGACACAGUUAAAACAGCCUUGUUUGAGAAGAAGGAUAUUUUUUUAAAGUUAAAUCAUUCAAUCUCUAUCUGAGCAAUGGCACAGAUAAAAUUCAGUCAUAUUCUCUUCUUUUAGAAAUUGACGAGAAGAUUUCCUUUGACCCCAGAGAUCUGGGUUAUGGCAUAAACUUCCUUCACAUUUUUUAUUUCUUUUAGAAAAUGAUGAGGAGAUUUCUUUUGACCCUGGAGAUCUUAUCACUGAAGUAGAUCAAUUUGAUGAAGGAUGGUGGAAAGGCCGUGGUCCUGAUGGUAGAUAUGGCAUGUUCCCAUCUAAUUAUGUAGAGCUUGUUGGUGAAUCAGAACCAACACCAGAAGUAACAGCCUCUGAGGUAAUUAAGCUGGGUAAUGAUUUCUAAAAUAUGACCUGUUAAGCUGAAUUUUGUAAUGGAUAUAUCCAAUAGUUUGUUAAAAAACGAGCUACAGCCUGUAGGGGGUGUCUUUUUUGUUUAGAGAGUAUUGCAGGGUGUGUGAAGUAAAAACUGGAAGGGAGCUCUGAUGCUAGCCCAUGCUAGGCUUGCCCAUCGCGGUACAGUCUACAGUGUACACAGUAUAUUUAAACCUACAGUAAAAUAAAUUUUAUGUUACUGCGGGUACUCAUUUUAUAGCUAUAACAUGACUGGGUGACAAAUUGGAGCAAAGUGCCUUGUCCAAUGAAAAAAUAUGUUGGCCAGACCAAAAGGGUUAAAGGCUGACAUGUUAAAUGCUUGGUGAUGCCUCUGUCCUGAGGGUUACUCCCCAAACAUUCAUGUAGUGUACGUAUAUGAGUAUAGUUUUAUUGUUAUGUGCAACCCUUUGCUAAUAUGGUUGUGGUUUUGGGCUACAGUUCUUUUUUCUAACAAGGUACCAUAAUUUAUGAAGUGAUGUGUGUGUGGUGUAAAUGACAUUGCAAACUAAAGCUAGAAACUAGAAACACUUGAACACUGCCAUCAUUGUGUGAUGUAUCGCGUUACAUUAUAGUUUGUUGUAUUGUAUAUGUAGUAUGAUUUGACUUUAUUGUACGAGCCUGCAAUCCUGGUGGUUGCAGUUUGCCGCCAUGUUUGUGUUAGUAAGAGAUUUGGUGAUUAAAGCCUAAUUAUUCUCCAGCAAACGUCUUCCCUUGUUCACAAUAGUGUGCAUGCCAGAAAAGAGAAGCCAGCACCCGGUUUCCUUGGUUUUUUUUGUAAAUAUUACUAUACACUAACAGAAGUUUUUCCCGUAGGGAGAACCAGGUUUACAAGCAAGAGCAGUCUAUGACUAUCAAGCAAGUAUGUAAAAGUGUAUUAAAAAUGUAUUUAAAAAGAUGAUUAUUUUAUUGCACAGUUUCAGGAAACAAUGGAGCCUUAACUUUUGUGUGCUAUAAUUCUCUUGAUCUCCUUGAUUGACGGAUCAUAUCAUAUAAUAUUAAAAACAGAGCAUUAUCAUUAUCACCAUCAAUAUCAGGGUCAAGUUUUCUUUAUUUCCACACACUUGUUACAACAUUUGUAACAAAAAAACAAGAAUUAGAGACAAUGUGAAGGUCUCGAAACAUUAUCUCUGUGGCUGGGAGCUUAAAAAAGGAAAUAUGAUUUAGAAUUAAUGCACAAUAAAACGUCCUUGAUUUGAACUGACCAACUUAUGUUUGUUCACAGCUGAUGAUACAGAGAUUACUUUUGAUCCUGGUGAUAUCAUUACAAACAUUGAACAGAUUGAUGAUGGCUGGUGGAGAGGUCAAGGUCCUGAUGGUAGUUACGGUUUAUUUCCCGCAAACUACGUUGAACUAAUUGCUUAGAGAUCAUACCACUUCUUCACUGUAAUUCUAGUUAACAAAUGACAUUUCUAACAAAUAUAUUCCAAAAGGUGUUGUCUUGAAGUUACAUAUUUAUGGGCACUGUUAUGGGAAUUCUUAAAAUAAUGAGCAAGUACUUUCUGUCUUGCAUAAGCAGUACCUGAAACAACAUAGGGAUCUUUUCAAGCAAGAAAGCAGAAAAUGUUAUUGUCAGCAGCCUUAAUGAGCCAAGAUGACAAAACUUGAAAUUUGUUGUUGAAGUUGAAUCCUUGUCCUUGUUCAAAGCAAAAUAGUGACAAACAUUUUAAAUAAUUUGAUUGCAAAUUAUUAGUAAAGUACUUCCUAUCAAACAGGAGCAUUUUGUCAUGUUUUUAUCAUCACAAAUACAGUACAUCUUUACAUUUCUCAUAACAAUGCCCAUUUGAACUCUUAAUGCUAUCAUUUUUUAUAAUCUAUGAAGUUAAAUUUCGUGGUAAGUUUUGUGUACUGUCACGAUCUUUGUAAAAAAAAAAAAAACUGAAAGCCCCUUUGUUAGGAUGGUGAUACUCCAUGUUUGUUUAUCUUAAUGUAACUUAAGGGGGAAAAACAGUUACCAGUAGUUUUUUUGUCUAUUUUUUUUUUAAAUGGAAUUCAAAAUCCAUGAAUGAAAGAUUUCCAUCACAGUGGAUGUUUGUGUUCCAUUGAAUUAGAGAUUCGAAAUGAAAUUUGUUUGUUGUGAUUGCACCACAGUUUUUUUUUCAUCAUUCCAAAGUUUUAAUUGCCAUGUUUGAUCAAAAUGAAUUAAGUUUUCAUAUGGUGGGUCUUUCAUUAAAUACAUGCAAGGCUGAUAUUCAUUUAAUUAUGAUGAAUUAAAGCAUGUGCAAUUUGGCAAUCCAGAAAAUUUUCCAUAGUUUUAAGAAGAUGUGCAAACAAUGUGAUUAUGUUAUUGUGUAACUGUCUGCUUCCUUAUAAACAUAUAUCUGCAAUAGUUGGUUACGCGCCGAUCCUAGAAUAGAAACUAACAGAUUUGUAAAAUAGUUUUAAAUAAUAAGCAAAUAAAUUAAGGCCAUUAUUUUUCCUACAAGUUUAAUAAAAUAAUUUGUGACCAAUAAGAGACACCAGUGACAAUAAGAGUAACCCUAUCUUUUAAAAUAGUGAAAGCAUUAAAAUACUUUCACACUGUG